Messenger RNA from Mytilinidion resinicola, 977 nucleotides. RefSeq lists its product as uncharacterized. The transcript has 2 exons. NCBI's taxonomy places the organism in Eukaryota, Fungi, Ascomycota, Dothideomycetes, Mytilinidiales, Mytilinidiaceae. The coding region runs from base 109 to 732 and encodes 207 amino acids. The record is from RefSeq and is a predicted model, not a curated record.
CGCACGUCGUAAGCCCCUAUUCUCUGCGGUCUAGUCAGCUUUCCUAAAUAACACGUGGCAGACUUAAUUCCUUCCAACUACACUAGGAGCUCUCUUCUAGAGUUAACCAUGGCCGAGAAUUUAGUGUCGUGGCAGACAGCUUUUUGGUCCCUUGUGCCAAUCGCGCUCAAUACAAUGCUACAGCCCUCCGGGCGUGUCUGCGGCUUGGACCCAGAGCUCCACACCUACCUAACCAGCUCCCCAUUGGUGUGUGCUUUUGACAGCAUAGUCAUCCUUGUGCGCUUUCUUGCAAGCUGGGAAUAUUCCCGAUCUUUCCGAUUCGCAAUUCACGACACACUUGAAGAGCGUUUCCCCUCGCCGGCACAGCCCACCAGUGGCCUACGAACCCUGGAAUCCGCAACUUUCAUUUGCUGGCUCGGCUUCAUCGUUGGCACCCUUCCGCAAUUUAUUAAACAGCACGCCCUUACAGGCGUGCCGUGGACCCAGGCCUGGGCGUGGAUGUACCUGAUUAAUUUCUCUCUCGUCGAGAUCCUGUUCUUCCUAGACAACAUCAUGGGCCCACCGUCGCCACCUGCACGUCCCUUCUAUCCCGACCCGCUCUACCCUGAUCUGAUAGGAUAUCGCCUCCCCACCUUUAACCGCGUCUGUAGCUUCCUAGCACUUGCGACCCACUUCUAUCUUGUUGAAUGGACCUGCAAAUCUCUGGUCGCCCUCCAUAGCGAACCCUUUUAGUGGUCUGCCGGGAUAAUUGUGCUAUUUGUUAUAGUACCAUGCGUGGCCAUUGGAGCUUAUUUCGUCUACCGCUAUUGCAUCCGUGAUCGAAUAAGUAUCCGCGAGCGUCACUACCCGAUCAUAUUUCGCCCUCAAACGUACUUCCUCGUCACAGCCCCCAUGAACAUCGGCACGUUAAUCCUACUCGUCGUCCUUGUCGAGUUUAUGUAAUAUGCGGUGGGCCUGCUGAGUUGGCCCACGUGGAA